Molecule: messenger RNA, 156 nt
Organism: Acytostelium subglobosum LB1
Lineage: Eukaryota; Evosea; Eumycetozoa; Acytosteliales; Acytosteliaceae
Exons: 1
Coding region: 1-156 (51 amino acids)
Source: RefSeq, a predicted model, not a curated record
AUGAAUACCAAUCCCAAGAAGAUGAAGGAACUAGAGGACUCUCAACAUCAACAGAUCUCCAAGAAGAAGCAGGCCGGAGAGUACAAGGAACCCUCCGGCCGUCGGGGGCUAUCCGACAUCACCAACCAAUUUACCAACCUCAACAUCCACUCAUAG